AGAAAGCCUCCGGACCGGUUAUGCUUCGAUUUCACCUAAAAAAGGCAACAAUCCUGACAACAGCCGUGGCAGGUCUGCAGUAGAGAGGAUCGAGGCAGCAGCAGGCUGGAAAGUGAAAGCCCUCUAGAUCAAGCCAAGCAGAAAGAAGGAAGGAUGUUGCCAGUGUGACAGGGCAGAGGUCUUGAGCGACGUCUGCAGUUAUAUGUGCUGUUUGAUAAACAACCGGACCACCGCGACCACUUCUUCAUUCUCCGCGCGUCUUUGUCCGGUUUAAGUGACCGGCUGAACCACCCGCAGAGUGGCAUGUGGGUCAAUUCCGGAACCGUCGGAAGGGCCCUCUCCAUGGAUAUAGACACAGACUAUGAGCGGCCCAAUGUGGAAACCAUUAAGUGUGUGGUGGUAGGGGAUAACGCAGUGGGCAAGACCAGGCUGAUUUGUGCCCGGGCCUGCAAUGCAACCCUCACACAGUAUCAGCUGCUUGCCACCCACGUGCCAACCGUCUGGGCCAUCGACCAGUACCGUGUAUGCCAGGAGGUGUUAGAGAGAUCUCGUGAUGUGGUGGAUGAAGUCAGUGUUUCCCUGAGGCUAUGGGACACCUUUGGGGAUCAUCACAAAGACAGACGAUUUGCCUAUGGCAGGUCUGACGUAGUGGUGCUGUGUUUCUCUCUGGCUAACCCUAACUCCCUGCGCCAUGUUCGCACCAUGUGGUUCCCAGAGAUCAAGCACUUCUGUCCCCGAACGCCCAUCAUCCUGGUUGGCUGCCAGCUGGAUCUGCGCUACGCUGACCUGGAUGCUGUUAACCGCGCACGCCGACCCCUAGCCAAACCCAUCAAACCUACAGAUAUCCUUCCGCCAGAGAGAGGCCAUGAGGUGGCUAAAGAACUUGGCAUUCCCUACUAUGAGACCAGCAUUGUUGCCCAGUUCGGAGUCAAAGAUGUUUUUGACAAUGCCAUCCGAGCUGCCCUCAUCUCUCGUCGUCACCUGCAGUUCUGGAAGUCCCACCUGAAGAAGGUGCAGAGGCCACUUCUUCAGGCGCCCUUCCUGCCUCCCCGCCCCCCACGCCCCAUAGUGGGCAUCCCAGACCCUCCUCCCACAGAUGGCGAAGGCCCCGACUCCCUCUUCUGCCAGCCGCUGUGCGCCGAUGUGCUCUUCCUCCUCCAAGGCGGCGCCACACGUGUUUUUGCACACAAAGUCUACCUGGCCACUUCCUGCUCCAAGUUUUAUGACCUCUUCACCCUUGAUCUGAACAGCUCCUCUGUGGGCCCACGAGGGGAUGAACAGGAGGGCGAGGAGCACUCGGAGAGUGGGGAUGAAGAUGAGCAGAGCAGGAGAGGAGCCAAGGAGCAAGCUGGGCGGACUAAGAGCUUGGACAUCGAUAAAGACGGGGUAGAUGGAGGAGUGCGGGGACUAAACCGUCCCCCACUGCUCCAGCAGGGCUCCCUGAGGACUUCCCAGAGUGAUAAUGCCCUACCCUCUCGAGCUCAGUGCUCCCUGGGAGCCUUGGGGACUGGUCGUGCACUUUCAGGAUGGGGAAGAGGCUUCCUGAGUGUGUGUCUUGAGCAUGUUGAUGAUCCCAUGACCGGGCGGCCACGACUCAUGACUGUGGUGACCAUGGAUGCGCUUAUACAGGAGGAGCCAUUCCAGGCAGUACUUCAGUACUUGUAUACAGGCAGCCUGGAUGAAGGGCGAGGAGACCUGAUGCAGGUGGCCACCAUUGCUGAGCUGCUUGAGGUGUUUGACCUGCGGAUGAUGGUGGCUAAUGUCCUGAACAGAGAGAGCUUCAUGAACCAGGAGAUCACCAAGGCUUUUCAUGUCCGCAGAGCCAACCGCAUCAAGGAGUGCCUCAAUAAAGGGACCUUUGCUGAUGUGGUGUUCCGAUUGGACGACGGCUUCCUCCCGGCCCAUAAGCCCUUGCUCAUCUCCAGCUGUGACUGGAUGGCCGCCAUGUUCCGCGGCUCUUUUAUGGAGAGCUACAUCGAGGAGGUAUCCAUUCCUAACACCAGCAGUGCCUGUAUGCGUGGAGUGCUGGAAUUCCUGUACUGUGGCCUGCUGACGCCAUCUCCUGGUCUGGAGCCCAUGGAACUAAUUGUACUGGCAAACCGACUGUGUUUGCCACGCCUUGUCGCCCUCACAGAACAGCAUGCUGUGGAUGAGCUGCUCCAACUGGCAAUGAAAGGAACGGAUAUUGAUGGACAGGUGUUGGCGUACCUGGAGCUGGCACAGUUCCACAAUGCCAAGCAACUCUCGGCUUGGUGUCUCCACCACAUCUGCACUAAUUAUAAUAGCAUCUGCCGCAAGUUUCCGAAAGACAUGAAGGCCAUGUCUCCAGAGAACCAGAGGCACUUUGAGAAGCAGCGCUGGCCUCCUGUGUGGUUCCUGAAGGAGGAGGACCGCUACCUGCGCUCUCAGAAGGAGAGAGAGCGUGAGGAGGAGAUCCUGCGCAAACAGCACACCAAACGGGGCUGGUGUUUUUGGAGACACCCGUCCUCCUCGCCACAUGUCUCCUAAAUGUUCCCUCCAUUGCCCUUGGUUACUUCAUCCCGAGCCGGAUCAUCCCACCUAGGAUAACCCCCCUCCUCUGACACGUACAGAGGAGGCCGGCUUUUAAACCCUCUAUCGUUAGAGAAUUGACUAUCAGCGCUACUAUGCCUGAAUGUCAGUGUGUUUGGGGAUAUGUAUGUGCCUCUUUAUACUUGUGAGUGAAUUUGUGGUUGGGUGCAUUUUGACAUGCUCUUGUGUGACUGGCGUGGGCUCAAGCGAGUGGUAUGCUUGCAUAUGUGAGUCAGUGUAAAUGUGUGUGUGGUUUUCAUGAGUGAAUGAUAACCCCAGUUGAGUGCUUUGCUACUCCCCAGAUGCCCUGAUCUUUAAGGGCGGCUGGCAUCGCAGCGCAGCCGCUUGUCCCCUCCACAAGAGCUCCAUCCCGCCACCAAUACUCACAGUGUCCCAGCCUUUGAGUGACUGAACUGGGAGCAAGGGCUCUCUAUCUCUCUCAGUCUCCAUCCUUCACAUUGACCUUAAUGACUAUUACAUGUUGACCACUGCAACUCCUCAUGGGGAGGUUACCUCUGCCUUCAUUUCUACAGACUGUUAGCUUGCACAUGCAGAGCCGUGCCCAAAACCACCCCUCUAAAACCAGCGCUGCAUCACGGAGCUGACUCGGACAACCUAGUUAUUGUUAUUUUUAUAGUAUUUUACCUUUUUUGUUGUAUUUUUUCCCUAUGCCGUCUAGAAAACUCUCAUCAGGGGAAAUGGCACACAUUACUCCCAAGAGGUGUUGAGGACCUUGAUGAUUGCCAUCAUAGCGGCAGAGAUGGGACUGUUAAGGUAAAGCCCAGAUUUGGGCGUCCUCGUUCCAGUAAGGACAACCUUAAUCCCCUUAGUGAGUUAGGACGCUCCAGUCAGGAGGUUCGAGCACAGCCACCAGCCUCCAGUCUAGUCCUGAUGGUCCUCAGUGGCUGUCAUCCACCGCUGCACCCCCCGAAACCCCCCUCCCCCACCCCACCCUUAGCCACACAGCACCACACACGCAAAAACACAAACACAAGCUCUUCUUGCUGAGUUGGAUUCACCAAAUUCCACUUCAGAGGCACUUAAAGUGACCACUCUAUAGCAAUGAUGGGGGCGAAGAGGGCUAUCCUUACUUGAUACCACUGCCACGGAGGAACGAUGGAUGCGGUAUUGAACAAGUGUGUUCUUAACAUCCACGACCACUGGGUUGCGUUGAAGCGCCUCAGCCAGCCUGCCUUUACACCCCUAUACCACUAGGGGCAGCACUGCUCAGGGCCCCAGCACUAACCCUCACUACAGGAGCUAACAGGAGUUUUUAUGCCUGUGAUUUCUACGUGCUAGUUUCUUCAGUUUUAAGCUCAACAGUAGGACUCUAAUCAUCCUUGCAGAGUGUUUCAAGAAAGCAAAGCACAUGCACAGUGUUAAUAGUGCGUUUAAAAUUUGUACCUGCCUAUUCAUUUUUACCUGAAAACCAAAGCUGUGAUUUGUUUUUGUUAAAACUCCACUAUCCUCUGUUUAUUUCUGUUUCCCUGCUGCUUUGACUGGCAUGAGGAGACGUAGGAGAGGAGGUGGCUUGUAGGAGUAGGAGGCAGUGUAAUAUUUGUAUCCCUCCUCCUCGUGGUGUUUUCAGCCUGUGGUGUCAGGUGCAAAGUGUCACUGCUGGACAUUGCCUUCCAUUCCUCUUGCUGGAAUUGAAAAUGGUGCUGAACACACAAUAAGACAGUGUCCACAUGAACACACACACACACACACACACACACGCACACACACAAACACACACACAAUUUUAUGUUCGCAGAUUAAGUGUCUGUCCAGUUUAGUGUUAUACCUGAGUGUUCACAAGUUCACAUAGAAGGUGUUAUACCCAGUUUUGACACAUGAGCAUUUUUUCUUAAACCUUGUCAGGCUCUACUCAAAGAUUUUUAAUACAUUUAAUUCUCCAAAGGCUAACAGUGUCAUAGUGGGUAGGAUUCAAUUAAAACUUUGCGAAUUGGUCAUUGAGUUAAGAAUGUGUAGAAUUCUGAUUUUACAUAAUUAUAACCGUGAAAAUUAUUUUUCUGCUGUUGUAUUGGGAAAAAAAACAGUGUGAGCUCUUUAGUUUCCUUGUUAACCAGGAAAGUACUGUUACUGUACUUUGGAUUGAAAUCGAGAUUCUGGUCGUUGUUUCAGAUGACGGUGGGUUUGACAUGCGCAUGCGAUGGCAUACGACAGCGUUUCUCAUUUUCUCCUUAAGGGUGCUAAUUUCUUUGGGCUUUUGGAUUGAAUGUGAAAACAAGACUUUACGGUGAUGAGUUUCUAUUAGCACGUUGUUCUAUUUGUGGAUUUGCGCCCUUCAGCUUUACCCAUGGAAACUAGAGGAUUGUGUGAGACAUGUGGUGCGCUCUGGUUUUUUUCAUGGUAGCCGUUCAUCCGCUACCAAAAUAGAAGCCAGAUAGGAUCUCACGAGACCCAAGUGAGAAUUGAGCUGAAUCCUUUCUGGAAAGAGUGAGAGUGGAGUGAAAGUGAAAGAGUCACAGUCAGCAUUACAUUCAGCCUACAUAUUUUGAGUUUGCCUCACAGAUGCUUAAACCACCCCAACGCAGGGAUUUGGGAAUUCGGAAAUAAGAUUGAAGAGGAAGAUGUCGGGGAGAGUUUUUGAUGGACAUCCAUGGCCUCUUUUUAGUUCCCCAUAGGCAAGAUGACCAUUAGAUUUGUCUCACUAAUGCCUGGUAUGACCCAUUAAGCCUCUUCCCUCGGUCCGUGUGCCUUAAAGAUGCACAAACUUUCUCAGAACUAAAAGCUAGUUUUAGAUUUCAAAAGCAUUAAAUUAUGUUCAAACCUGCAGACGGGUUCUGCAAAGGUUACCAUGAUCAGUCAACAAUGGUCAUGAUAAUGAUAUAGCCGUCUGAUUGAUUCAGGUGAUGCUAUAUGUAGUCUCAGCCUUCAUCCUUAUGGAGGAGACUUCUGAGCCUUGAUUGGUAAUUAUUUGGAUGUAGAAAUCUGAGUCGCAUCUUGGUUGGAAAUGUCCUCUAACCAAGGGAUUCAGAGGUAGCCAUAAAUAAAAUACUGUACGCCUAGCAGGUAGAUUGCUAUAGAAUAAUUUUUAAAACCACUGAGUUGGAGGAAGCGAAAGCUUUUUUUUUUAAUGAGCACUAGCUGGCCUGUGUGCUGGGAGGGUGCAACCACUUGUGGAAUGUGGUUUAAUUUGGAAUGUGGUUCAUUUGCGUGGUGGCCUAACUUUAUCAUUAUAAUGACACUUUGUUCUCUCUUCGGUAUUGGAUAGCACUUUUUCUUUUCUUCUGUUGUCUAUGACUUCACCUUUCUGUGCUUGGCAUGAAUUGUUCCUUAUGUACAUAGGUUUUAAAACCUCAUGAUUGUAGCAUGAUGAUAUUCACUUAAGUCUUUCAGAUUUUCCCACAGUGCUGAAUUGAAGACAGAACAACUCAUGUUUAAUGUCUAGUUGGCAUUGAAAGUGCCGGUAGCUAUCUUUGUGCUACAUGUCUUUAUGCACUUCAUGGCUACAUGGACUUUAUGCAAUUCAGCUUUAUGUAAUUAGUCAUGUUAAUCAGCAGAGCUCACAGUAGCGUAAUAAAUAUCCAUGUGUAAGAUUUAAUACUGGGGGUACAUUGAACGUAUGUCUAUAUGAAACAAACAAAUUUAAAAAAAAAACAAAAAAACAAAGUUCAGAAGACCCCAUUCCCCUGUACAGUAUUACAGCUGUUCGGUUCAUGCUGUUACAAUGGCU
Molecule: messenger RNA, 6232 nt
Organism: Myripristis murdjan (pinecone soldierfish)
Lineage: Eukaryota; Metazoa; Chordata; Actinopteri; Holocentriformes; Holocentridae
Gene: rhobtb4
Product: Rho related BTB domain containing 4
Exons: 11
Coding region: 304-2508 (734 amino acids)
Biological process (GO): small GTPase-mediated signal transduction
Molecular function (GO): GTPase activity; protein binding; GTP binding
Source: RefSeq, a predicted model, not a curated record